Molecule: messenger RNA, 1278 nt
Organism: Aspergillus luchuensis
Lineage: Eukaryota; Fungi; Ascomycota; Eurotiomycetes; Eurotiales; Aspergillaceae
Product: zinc-binding alcohol dehydrogenase family protein
Exons: 4
Coding region: 1-1278 (425 amino acids)
Molecular function (GO): oxidoreductase activity, acting on NAD(P)H
Source: RefSeq, a predicted model, not a curated record
AUGACGACGAUAUCAACUUAUACCCUCCCUGCAUCGGUGGAGGAAAAGUACACCACGGUGUACCAUCGGGAAUUCGUCUUGGAGCAGCGAACAGACCCUACUUAUACUACCCAAUCGGCACCCACUGAUUCGAUCAUACCAUCCAAGACGACUCAGCGUGCACUGCUUCUACAUGCUGCGGGAGAACAAUAUACCCUGGUGACUGAUCAUGCCAUCCCGGAGAUCUCUCACAAGGACGAGAUCUUAGUUAAGAUUCAAGCAGUUGGGUUAAACCCUGUCGAUUGGAAGGGCCCAGCCUUCAACUUCGGCCUCCCCAGUCUACCAUGGAUCAACGGUCGGGAUCUCGCCGGAGAAGUGGUUCGGGUCAACAAUGAGAAUAGUCGGGUUCGUGUCGGCGACAAGGUGCUGGUUCCAUCGACAGACUAUCGUGAUAUUCGGAAAGCUGCCUUUCAAGAAUACGCCGUCGCUACCCACUUCAACGCUGCACGUAUACCAUCGAACUCCUGCAUCCACGCUUCUGCCUCGCUCGGUGUUGCCUUUGUCGCUUCUGUCCUAGCCCUUGGUGUAUCACUCGGUCUUGACUUCAGGGAGUGCGCCCAGGCCCCGGGUCCGAACUUGCAGGAUACGGUUGCUCAGCUUGAUAUCAACGAUAUACCCGCCGAUAUUCGUGGGGAAUGCUUUUCAUCAAGUGCGGUACCGGAGCGUCUCAGGAAGGGUGACUGGAUUGCUAUCUGGGGUGCAUCCACUACAACCGGAUACAUCACCCUCCAACUCGCCAAGCUCGCAGGCCUCCACGUCAUCUGUGUAGCAGAUAUCGCCCGCCACGGCUCGCGACUUCAUCAACUCGGUGCAGAUGUUCUUGUUGACCGACAAGAUACGGAACGAGCUGUGGAUAUCAUACGUGGAGUCACCGGAGGUAAACUCCGGUAUGCUGUUGACAUUGUCGGGGCAGAGACGGCGACACUACUACAGCGCACACUUGAUAAUACUAUCCGCGAAGAUGGCUCUCAUUCUCAUCUACUCGGUUUGACAGGCCUGCCAAAGGAAAGAAACGAGGCAUUGGUAUAUCACACUGUUCCAAUCAAGCUAUUCCAUACUUCUCCGACCGUGGGAGAGCAGAUGGUCUCUUGGUUGGAGGGGUUGCUGGAGACCGAGGCGUUGCAACUGCCAGAGGUUGUUCGACAUGAGGGCGGGUUAGGGAGCAUUAAUGAGUCGCUGGAGGUGUUGCGCAAGGGCAGUGUGUCGGGGAAGAGGAUAGUUGUUGAUAUGGCGGAGUAG